UCUGCAUGUUAGCACGGUUAAAGCUGUUGAAAGGGACCAUGGCAGCGGCUGCUAAUGCUACAUGAUCUCGGUUGGACUUACACCUCCAGGCCGUGCUGGCUUAAGGACACACAGAGACACAGGCUUUAGCAAAUGAUUUGAGAUGACAUAUUUCGCUCCAUGGAUCUUGUUACCUUAACUUGGAGUUUGCGGGGAUGUCCAAAGGGAUUCCAUUUGGAUUUGAUGGCAGAAGUAUAAUUCAAAGCACAGUUUAACUUUUAACAAGACAGAAUGGCAGAUGAUCCAGGAUCCAGCCCUAGUCUUCACAUCCCUUCCAAGAGGCCCAAAGUCACCAACAAUGGGACUUCAGUGCAGGACCCCGCUCCUCCAGUCUUCACCCGUAAACUCCGCAAGGCAGCAGUAGGGACAGGCUGUGAUAUCCGCCUGAGGGUGACAGUGGCAGGAUUUCCAAAACCUGCUCUGACCUGGUACCACAACGAUGAGCUCAUUUCUCCAUCUGAAGCCCAGGAUUCUGGUGGACUGUGGAUACGGGACUGCCGCACGAGUGAUGCCGGAUUAUAUACCUGUGUGGCAACAAAUGAGCUGGGAGAGGCAAACUGCAGUGCUGUGUUGGCUGUUAUGGACCUCGGUGAAGAGAACUGGCCAUUCCACACGGACAUUUGGCAGAUUUACCCAUGCGAAGUUUUCCGCUCCUGCCGAAAGCAAAGCUAUGACUCUGAGACCACAGAGGAUGAGACCACAGAACCACAGAUGGAAACCAAAGAGGGGCCUGGGAGGCACCAAGACAAGACUGGCCGCAGAGGACCUUCAGGUGAAGGAGGUCGGAUGAUGGACUACAACCCAGAUGCUUCUGACCGCAGGGCCACCCUCCCUGGAACUUAUGACCCCGUUGUGGAGCGAGAGCUUCGUGCUCUGGGCUCACGUCCCCCAGGGCCCCACUUGGACCCCUCAAACCUGGCCAGGCAAGCCCUCAGUGGGGGACCUGCCGAAGGGGCCCCCCCUGUCCGUCACCUGGGUGUGGAACCGCUGAUCCGGGCAUCUCACGCUAACCUGGCCCGGCCUGUUCAGGGCUCAGAGGAAAGUGUAUCUGUAGGCAGCGACUACUAUGGGAGCAUGUUCAGCCUCUACAGAGGGAGGACAUUUUCCAUGCCGUUAUAUUUCCAAACCUCCAGCUGCAGCUUUAACUUCACACCUUCAUUUCCCCUCAACCCUCACCUGUUUAGGACUCAAACUGCUGACGAGCCAUCCCCCAAUUCACACAAAAACAGCAGCCCGAACCAGGAUCCCCAUUCAUCUACAUCAGGCCAGGCCUCUAAUGCUAACAGUGUUGUCAUGACGCCCAAAAUGGCUCGAGCGGGGCCUAAGAUAUUUGACAAGGUCCGGGCUUUUGAGGAGCGGAGGGCGAGCGCGGACCUCAUGGAGGGAUCCAUUUCAGGGUUGAGACGGGCACCUUCCUGUGACUCAGACGACAGCGGGAAGAAGACACGAGGCCCGAGCAAAGAGGAGGAGAAGAUGCUACAAGACGCUGCCCACAAGCGUUCAGCGUUCAAGCAACGGGCCUCCUCUCUGGAGGACAAGACGAGCUACUCUCAGAAGGUCCAGAGCUACCAGAGCAAGUUCGCUGAAGAGCUCCAGAGGAUUAAAAAGCUUGUGGGGAAGCCGAGCUUGAAGAAGGCGUACUCCACAGAGCAGCUGCCCGAAAAGGAGAGGGUGACCGCUGGCAAGCUGGAACCUAUCCCUCCCCAGGUGAUUAAAAAGCUUGAGGCCAGAGAGCGAGCCCUGGAGCAAAGAAAUGCAAAGGAGAGAGACGGGCCGGGCCACAAGAGUCACCCUGAAAAGAAGAUGACACAGCCGGACUCACAGGGGAAAGCAGUGGAUAGCUCAUCACAAGGAAGCACGGGGAAAAUCUCUGUUACCAUGGAGACAGCACCAGUUCACCAGUUACCAGGGCAACCAUUGCCAACAGCCAAGAGGACAAGCCUCACAAGGGAAAUAGUACAAAGCUCUGGCACAGACGCACUUGUUGCCACCCCCCAAAAACCAUUAUCUCUGUCCAGAGACACAAUGAUGGACACCAAAGCAGAGCACACAUCACCCAGCCCGGCUGGCAAAAGAGCAUCCCCCGUCACCGUUAGAGAGUCUACAUCCCAGUCCCAUCCGUCCAAACCCCCCAGGCUCACCCCGUCACCCACCCCUCAAAUCAGCCCUCUCAUGAAAAGGAGAAAGGCCGAGGCAGGGGGAACGUCUCCCAGCCUGAAGGUGACCAUCCCCACCAUCCUGGUGGAGGAUGAGCCCAUGGAGGUAGAGUGUGACGCAGACAGAGACAGGACCACAAGGAGACAGAGGAGAAGCAAGAGAGGUCAUUCUGCCAAGACACGUUCUCCAGAAGAAGGGGGCUCAUCCGAUGACUCCUACAUGUCUGCUGACGAGGAGCCAGCUGAGGGCCCCAGCUUUGAGAAGCCUCUUGAGGACGUAACAGCGCCCAGCGGCUCCAAGGUCACGCUGAAGUGUAUCAUUUCUGGCUGCCCGACGCCUACAGUGACAUGGAGGAAGAGUAAUGUAGAGAUCCGGAGCGAUGCCUUCCAUACGGUGACAGCUGAGGGUGAGAGGCACAGUCUGACCAUAAAGCAGAUGAGGCCAAACAACGCCGGCUCAUACUCAGUUACAGCUGACAACGCGGCGGGCAGAGCAUCGUGCAGCGCCACAAUCUACAUCCAGUCAGAGCCAACCCAUAUGCAAUAUGGGGAACAAGCCGUGUCCAGGGGAGUCAGUGGUCCGACACAGUCCGAUGAGGAGUACCUGAUCCCUCAGGAGGAGGGCAUGGAAGUCAGCGCCCCGUCGACUCCGAGUAAAAGAGUGCACUUCAAAGAACCGCCCUCAUUUCAGGUGGCACCAUGUGAUGCUAGGGUAAAAGAAGGCCAAGAUGUGGUCAUCUCAGCAAAAGUCAGAGGGCAGCCCACACCCAUGGUUUACUGGUUGAAGGACGGAGUCACAAUAAAGACGGCAGGGCGCUUCCAUGUGCGACAGACCGACGAUGGCUCCAGUGAAAUGAGCAUCAGCUCAGCCCAGAGGUCAGACGCCGGCCUGUACGUCUGCAAGAUCACCAACGAAUAUGGAUUGGAGCAGACAGAGUGCAGACUGGAGGUCAUCGCAUCUACAGCUCAGAAAAUACUGAAAAUCAUACGAAACACUAAAGAUGUGGCUGUGAGGGCAGGAGAGUCGGCCAUGUUCGAGUGUCACAUCACAGGACCUCUGGACGUUGAUGUGGACUGGUUGUCCAAUGGGAAGCUGAUCCAGCCGGCUCUCCUCAACUGCAAGAUGCAUUUUGAUGGCAAGAGGUGUCGCCUCCUGCUGAAUUCAGUCCAUGAGGAUGAUAGUGGGACAUACACUUGCAAACUGAGUACAGCCAAAGAGGAGUUGACAUCAAGUGCAAACCUGAAGGUUACCCCUUCCAAGGAGCCUCUGUUCACUCGCAAACUGGACAUCCUGGAGGUCAUUGAAGGUCGUACAGCCAGGUUCGACUGUAAAGUCAGUGGAUCACCUGCACCACGAGUCACAUGGAUGCAUUUUGAGACACAAGUAGAGGAGAGUGAGAACAUUCACAUCCUGCAAGAGGGGGGCCGUCACUCACUUGUCAUCACCCACGUUAGCAGUGACACAGAGGGCUUCUACACAGCAAUCGCCCAGAAUGUUUAUGGAAAAUCUGAAUGCACUGCUGAGCUGUACAUGCAAGAACCCCGAGCUGCCAUCACUUCACACAUGACCAAAUUAGAAAAGAUGCCAUCUAUCCCUGAGGAGCCUGAGUCAGUGGAGAGCGAGGUGGAGAAGAGGAGCAUGCCGGACUUUGCCAGACCUCUUGCCGAUGUGGAGGUGAUCGAAGGGAAAGAGGCCGUGUUGAAAUGCACAGUGACCGGCUUACCCUACCCGGCCAUCACCUGGUACCACAACAGCAAACAAAUCGAGAGCAGCGAAGAACGCAAAAUGACCCAGCACAGGGAUGUCCACAGUCUGGUCAUUCGGAGCGCUUGUCACGCUCAUGGAGGCGUCUACAAGGCCGUUAUUUCCAACAAAGUGGGCAAAGCCGCCUGCUACGCACAUCUCUAUGUAACAGACAUCAUUCCUGAUCCACCGGACGGCCCUCCAGAAAUAGAGGCCAUUACAGGGAAAACUAUAACCCUCAGCUGGAAGAAACCAAAGAGGAUCGACCCAUCAUUGGAUGCUGGAUCUUUGCUGUAUGUGGUUCAGCAGCAACCUCUGGGCUCUAUCCAGUGGUCUGUGGUGGCAUCAAACCUGAGGGAGACCAGCUACACAGUCACCUCCCUGUCCAAGGGAGUCCGAUACGCUUUCAGAGUCCUGACAUCCACCGGCAAGACAUUCAGCAAACCAUCAACCUCCACUGACUUGGUCCAGCUCCUGGACAGAGGACCUUAUUUAAGGAAAGCACCAGUCAUCUUGGAUAAACCUGACAUUGUGUAUGUGGUUGAAAGCCAGCCUGCGAGCAUCAUCAUCACACUGAACCAUGUGCACGCAGCUGUCACCUGGAAAAGGCGGGGCGUGGUUUUGGUCAACAGGCCGGGGAUGUAUGAGCUCAGCAUGCCAGAUGAUGACCACCACAUGCUGAAGCUUCAGCGGGUUCGGAGCACAGACAUCGGCCAGCUGGUGGUCACGGCCAGUAACCAGUUUGGCAGUGACCUCUGCACGCUUCAGCUGGCCAUGGCAGUACCACCUAAAUUUGAAAGCAUCAUGGAGGAUGUGGAUGUGAAUGUGGGGGAGACGUCUCGCCUGGCUGUUGUCGUUGAAGGGAAACCAGACCCAGAUAUUCUCUGGUAUAAGGAUGAUGCAAUUCUGUCGGAGAGCGGCCACUUCACAUUUGUAUAUGAUGACCCUGAGUACUCCCUUGUGGUCCUCAAUGCCCAGCAGGAACACUCUGGUGUGUACACCUGCACUGCAAAGAACCUGGCCGGAUCCAACUCCUGCAAAGCUGAACUCACAGUUCACACAGAGCGAAAAGAAGCAGUAGAGCCAAUGGAAGACGAGGGAACCAUUCUGAGGAAGAUGAGACGUUUGACAGAUUACUAUGACAUCCACAAAGAGAUAGGGAGGGGGGCCUUCUCCUAUGUGAAGAGGGUGACUCAGAAAAAAGGUAAAGAUGCUUUUUCUGCAAAGUUCAUUUGCGCACGGGGUAAGAGGAAAGCCUUGGCCCUCAGAGAGAUGGACCUGCUGUCUGAGCUGGACAAUGAGAGGAUUCUCUAUUUCCAUGAUGCCUUUGAGAAGAAGAAUGUGGUGGUGAUCAUCACGGAGCUAUGUCACGAGGAGCUGCUGGAAAGAAUGGCCAAAAAAACUACAGUCAUGGAAGUGGAGAUCCGCUGUAGUGUUCAGCAGGUUUUGGAGGGUCUUCGUUAUCUUCACCAGAAAAACAUUGCUCACCUUGACAUAAAGCCUGAAAACAUUUUAAUGUCCAGCGCCAGCAGUGACCAGAUCCGCAUAUGUGACUUUGGAAAUGCCAUAAAACUGGAGACAUCAGACGAGCACUACUGCAAAUACGGCACGCCAGAAUAUGUUGCACCAGAGAUUGUUAACCAAACUCCUGUCUCCACGGCAACAGACAUAUGGCCUGUGGGUGUCAUCACUUACCUGUGCCUGACUGGUGUGUCCCCUUUUGCUGGAGAGAAUGACAGAGCCACCGCUUUAAACAUUCGGAACUACAACGUGGCAUUUGAGGAGAGCAUGUUUUCUGAUUUCUGCAAAGAAGCAAAGGGAUUUGUCAUCAAGCUUUUAGUAGUGGACAGGCUGAGACCCAGUGCCAUUGAUUGUCUUCGCCAUCCGUGGUUCAAGUCACCCACAAACAAAAGCAUCAACACAGCUAUGUUGAAGCAAGUUUUGUCCAGAAGGCGAUGGCAGCGUUCCCUUAUCAGCUACAAAUCCAAGAUGGUGAUGCGUUCCAUCCCAGAGCUGCUGAAUGACUCAUCCAGUCAUGUCUCCAUCGCUGUGGCCCGGCAUCUUAAAGAAGGCUCUCCACCACCGUCCUCUUCCUCUGACUCCGAUGCAGAUGUGGAUGAGCUCCCCUUCAUUCCAAUGCCACUGUCCAUGGUGUUUUCUGGUUCUAGAGUCUCCCUUAAUGAGAUCCCAGGGGACGAAGAUGCUACAGGAUGGCCCGGUGUUCCUGCUGAUGGGAAAAAUAGAAAGGAAAACAUGGGGGGAGCAGGUGCAAACACAGGAGCUACGAAGAAGAUAAAAGAUGAAGAGGAAACUCCAAAUGCAGAGAAGAUGGAAAAGACGAGACGGGCUCCUCUUAAAAAAGGCUCAAGUGUGGAGUCCGAUGAAUCGCAGACGAAAGCCAGACGGGCCACCAUGAGGAGAGGUAGCUCUGCUGAUUCUGCUCUGCUCCUCCACAUUGACCCAGAGGAGGGAAAUGCUAAGGAAGACAUAGAAGCAAGUAACAAGAGCCUGAAAAAGGCUGUUUCUAUGGAGCUACCCAACCGUAGCCCAAGCCCUGGGGCAGCUAAACUAAGCCAGGAGGAUUACGCCCUUAAACUGGAACUGAUGAGGCAGCGGCUGCUCAGGGGGGGAAGUAUGGACAAGAAGAUGAGUGGCCUACGAGGGCCUUUGUUUGAAACACUAGGCAUGGAAGACGAGAAGAGAACAGGGUCACUCGAUCGGAACUUGAGGAGAUCCAGAGCAGGACCAUCAACACUCACCAGAGCAGCAUCUUCUGAGAAUCCCACAGAGGAUAUGCCAAAGACCAAAGUAUUCAGAAAAAGUGCUUCCUUUACUCAGGAAGAUUCUGAGCCCAUGCCCCUGCAUCGCAGAUUCGGAGCUCCCCUAGAGAUACCGUCAGUGGGCAAUGGUAACAUGGAAGGGAAAAAGCUUCAGGAGGCAACCUCAAUGUCUGCACUUACAGAACAAACAAUAAUAGAGUCUGCAUGUGUCACACCCACAGAGAAAACUUUUGGAAGAGUGGACCAACAGAACAGUCUGAAGGAACUGGAGAAUCUACAAGGUAUGAAUGAGAAGAACAUAGAUCAGAUAGCUGAGGGCAGGACCAAAACACAGUCAGGUAAAGAAUCAGAAUCUAGAUCAGCCUCGAUAAUUACUCCUAUAAUUGUUAUUGAAGAGGACGAUGAUAAACAACGGAAGAAAAAAAGUCAGGACUUACGUUUUAAUAAAAAAGAAGUAAAUGGAGAUUCUGCAGGAGUUAAACCACAAACUAGUGAACCAUUAAAAUCUGACCAGUCCAAAGAUCGUGCUGCCAGUUUCACCUCUAGUGGUACAAAACCCACUGACAGCCCUGCAUCACCUGAACAUCCAGCUGUAUUCGCCAAAAUAGCAACUGGCGACCGGUCACCUCCCGUAUCCUCAUCAUCCAACCCUGAGCUCCCUGCUAUCCAUCAGCCUGUGCUCAGAACAGACAUCAAAGACAUUGACUCAGAGGAGAUCUUUGAAGCCAGGUUUAAGAAACGCGAGUCUUCUUUGACACGCGGCCUUCGAAAACUGACGAGGAACAAAUCUGAGGAGAAAUCACCUGUGUUAAGCAGGAAAGUGAGCGAGGGAGGGGAAGAGGUUUACAGGCCAGGGCCAAGAGGAGCGCCUCUGGAGAUGGUACCCAAAGGACUACAAGAAAAGUCCAAAUCCGUUCAAGACUUGAGGGAAGAAGAUAAAGAAACAGGCCUUGGUCUUAUUGGGAGGUUGUCUUUGCGGGCAAAGAGAUCAGCAUCCACUGACAAAAAGGGUGAGAAAGUGAAAGACGAAAAGCAGCAGGAUGUACAAGAAACCGCUGCAAGCAAACGGGUUUCUUGGGCUAUUGGUCGCAGUAAAUCCCUUGAUACAGGGGCACAGAAGCAGCUAGAGGAGAAAAAAGCUGAGGAGUCUUCAGUUUCUGCAAUGAGGCGCAAGUUUGAGUCCAAAGUGGCAGGAAUCUCUGCCAAAAUACGGUCCCAGUCAGAAGAGAGGAAGGAGAAAGAUGCUGAGGGAAGUCAGAAGGAGCUGGCACAAAAGGAUUCAAAGAAGGUCCCAGAUUCCCCAGUCCUCGCAAUGCGUCAGAAAUUUGAGACCAAAGUGGCUGGAAUAUCCCAAAAAAUCCGCAGUCAGUCUGAGGAGAGAAAAGGGGAGGCAGAAGGGAAGAGGACCCCCCUGUUCACCCGCCAUCGUCAUUCUCAGUCUGAGGGCCGAGGCCUGAAAGGAAUGGGCAUCCCAGAGAACCAACUAGCAAAACAGACCGGCGGCGGAGCAUCCAAGGAAUCUAUUGAAUCCACUUCCAGCGUUCAUUCCGAAAAAGCACCCGAGAGUGACAGGCGAUCGCGGUGGGACCGUUGGGGGUUGACAAGGAGCAAGAAAGACCGAACCUCCUCCCAGUCUGACGUACCUUCAUCUGUCUCCAAAGAGGAGGGCUUGUCACACUCCCAGCAGUUCAUCCGCUCGGCUUCAGAUUUCGCUCCUGUGUUCCACAUCAAGCUGAAAGACCACAUUUUACUGGAGGGGGACCCUGUCACUCUGAGCUGUCUUCCAGCUGGCAGCCCUCACCCAGAAAUCACAUGGAUGAAAGAUCGAAAACCGUUGGAGCUGGAUGACAGAAUGAACCUGAUUUCCCACCCAGACGGCAGGCAGCUUCUUACGAUCAUGAAAUCAAGCCGGAAGGACGCUGGUUUUGAAUGUGUGGCUACCAACGCGAUAGCUACCAUCACCACCUCCUGCACGUUAUCGAUAGCUUGUGUCCCAAAGCGCCCUGGGACGCCCGAGGUCCCCCAGACGUAUAACAACACUGCCCUGGUGCUUUGGAAACCCGCAGACACAAAGCCUCCAUGCAGUUACACCCUGGAGAAAAAGACAGAAGGAGAUUUUCGAUGGCUCAUCGUAGCCGCUGGAGUUGUGGACUGCUACUACAAUGUGACAGACCUGCCACCAGGAGGUACCUUCAGGUUCCGUGUGGCCUGUGUCAACAAGGCAGGACAGGGGCCGUACAGUAACCCAUCUGCUCCAGUCAACCUGGACUCCACAGCUGGAGGGGCUUCACCUCCAGUGGCCAUUGUAAAGACAGUCCCACCCACUCCUGAAUCAGCGGCCCCCUCCUCAGUGACCGUCCCCCCUUUCAAACCCCUUCAAAAUGCCGCUCCCAGGACCACCGUCUCCACCGUCACCUCUACAUCCACCCCUCCUAAAGACACAGCCUCUCCUCCAGCUCCAUCACUGCCAUCCAAAAUGAUAGUGACCCCCACCCCUCCAUCGUCUGCACCCUCCAGCCUGACAUCAGCCCCUAUGUCUCCACCUGUGGCCCCGACUGAGAAGAAUCAAAAAAUGAGCUCCAACCGUCCAUCUCCACCCCCAGUUAAAGCCCCUCCUCCGUUUGUCAUUGCAAAGGCACAGAGUCCAGUUAAUGUGGUGACUCCUCUGACCCAGACCCCCCCCAUAUCCACCUCACCCACUAUCGUCACCCCACCCUCGACCCCGACCAAACCAGCAUUGGCCUCAGUGCCCACAUACAUCCCCACCCAACCAAUCUCUGCCUCUGUGGCCCCCACCCCAGCGUCUUUUACCCCACAAGUGCUUCAGUCAUCCAGCCUGAGCCCGAUUGCUGAUGGGGUCAGUACCCCCACCAGAGGUACCCCGUCAGGACGAGCCACACCCUCUACUGCUCUGCGACAGGGGGUUCCACAGAAACCAUAUACUUUCCUCGAUGAAAAGGCCAGGGGUCGUUUUGGAGUCGUCCGCGAGUGCAGAGAGAAUGCAACGGGCAAAAUCUACAUGGCAAAGAUCAUCCCCUACAGCCAAGAGACCAAGCAGGAGAUCCUGAAGGAGUACGAGAUCCUCAAGUCCCUCCACAACGAGAAGGUCAUGGCUCUGCACGAAGCCUACGUCACACCGCGGUAUCUGGUGCUGGUAGCUGAGUACUGCACAGGCAAAGAGCUGCUGUACAGCCUCAUAGACAGGUUUCGUUACUCUGAGGACGACGUGGUGGGCUACCUGGUCCAGAUCCUUCAGGGAGUUGAGUACCUGCACAGCCGCCGCGUCCUCCACCUUGACCUCAAGCCCGACAACAUCAUGGUGACCAGCCUGAACGCCAUCAAGAUCGUGGACUUCGGUAGCGCUCAGAGCUUCAACCCUCUCAGUCUCAAACACCAAGACUCAGGACUGGGAACACUGGAGUACAUGGCUCCUGAGAUGGUGAAAGGUGAAGUGGUCGGUCCUCCUGCAGAUAUCUGGACUGUUGGAGUCGUCGCCUUCAUAAUGCUCAGUGGAUGUCUUCCCUUUGAAGACAGAGACCCUCAGAAAGUGGAAUCCAAAAUCCUGGUCGCAAAGUUCGACCCAACCAAACUAUACCCUAAUGUGUCCCAAAGUGCCUCAACCUUUCUCAAGAAGAUGUUGAGCAGUUACCCUUGGGCGCGUCCGACUACACGAGACUGUUUCACACAUGCUUGGCUACAGGACUCGUACCUGAUGAAGCUGCGGCGGCAGACCCUCACCUUCACCACUAGUCGGCUCAAGGAGUUCCUGGUGGAGCAGCAAUGCCGCCGCACAGAGGGCGCCACCAAGCACAAGGUGUUGCUUCGCACCUAUCAGGGCUCACCCCAGUCCUCUGCUUCUGGGACUGCACAGCCUGUUCCAAGCCCAAAGUGAGAUAAAAAGGACCCAGCUUUUGUUUGACAUUCAACUGCAGUACUUGACAUCAGUUUGGAGAACUGUAUUCUGCCCAUGUUGAAGACAGGCCGUCUUAAAGACAGUUGCGUCUUAAAGUAGGCUGUCUAUGAGCCAGCCUGGCCAGCGAAGUCCAGGUACAUGCACUGAGGAUGGGCAGAGAGCUGCAGUAUAAUAUCCAAAGAUCAGAGAGGAGUUAGUGUGCUCAUUUGGGAGAAUUCAACACUACUGGGAAUGUGAGAUGAGUCACAAACACAACGGGUGUGCUCAGAAACUGUGGAUUCACUGAAAGGACACGGGAUGUUCUAAGGUUUUUCUUGACUGAUUGCACAGAUACAUUUUACUUUCAUCACAUUGUGAAUUCUGAAAUUGCACAUUAAUAUUUGGUUUUUCAAAGCACUGGUCUCCACCCUGCACGAUCAGCCUGGAACAUGUGUGUCAUCGUUUGCAUUUCUACAGUGCAACCUUGUUCAUGUCACUCACAACUCAUGUGAAUGUACCAUUGUGUAAGCUGCUAUUUUCUUUCUUUCUUUUUUUUUUUUUUUUUUGCAUUUUCUGACACAUUUUGAAACUCAAUACCAAAAAUAUUCUUUUCUUGAAAUUGUUUACUUUUUCCAUGUUAAUUUAUUUGCAUGUGUGUGUGCGCAAGGAUUUUUGAUCCACUUUUCAAAUUAGUCAUGGGGCAAAAAAAACCUAGGGGAGUAUCUUUGUGAUCGAUGUUAGAACUCACACAGUGAAAUGGAUUGCUUUAGGGUGACCUAGGAAUUUGUGGUACAACUUAUUGUUCUGUGCUUGAAUCUUAAUUUAACUGUAAUACAGCUAUGAGAAGCAGUCUCUAGUGUAGAUACCGUUUUACCUGCAGAAGUCCUACACACUGGUAAAAUUGCUGUGGUUUCUCAGUAUUAACCAUCGGUUGGUCAAAGUGAUCACCCAGUCAGUGCCUAAAACCCAUUAGUAUCCAGAAUACUUCUUAUAAAGGUGUUCACUGAUUCAUAUUCACAUCUGAUAAAUAAUCUGAACAACACAAAUAUUUGAUAUUUGGGCUUCACAUCAACAGAUGCAUAUUCUACAUACAUGCAUUUCUACACGGAUACAGUACAUGCAGUCCUUGUAAUAAUAGAAUGUCUUGUGUAUUGCUCUAACAGUGUUCCUUUUUUUGUAUGAAUUUGGACGGUUGAAGAUUUGUAAAUGUACCAAUUUGCGGUGUUUAUAUGUGGAAAACGGUUCAAGAUGUUUUUAUGAGAUAGUAUGUAAUAAACUAUUGAUACAAUUGG
Sphaeramia orbicularis (orbiculate cardinalfish) is the source of this 11903-nucleotide messenger RNA. NCBI's taxonomy places the organism in Eukaryota, Metazoa, Chordata, Actinopteri, Kurtiformes, Apogonidae. The record is from RefSeq and is a predicted model, not a curated record.